Spirometra erinaceieuropaei is the source of this 423-nucleotide messenger RNA. Lineage: Eukaryota; Metazoa; Platyhelminthes; Cestoda; Diphyllobothriidea; Diphyllobothriidae. The record is from the annotation of a GenBank genome assembly.
AUGUCCUCCACAGUUGCUCUCCAACCCUCUGUUGUCUCCGGUGAGCAGGGAACAAAUGAUGAUGAUGAUGAAGUGUCGCAGGUAACCUGGUCGGCCUCCUUCUGUAUCGUACCCCUGACCGCUGCCUACAUCGCAACCUUCACCUACGAUGCGACCUAUCAGUUUCUGAGUGCGGCUGGUAAACUUUCUUACGUGCCUCGCAGUCCAGCGCAACAGUUCAGUGAAGUACUGCUGAUCCUUUUCACAGCUCUAGUGCCGUUGAUCCUCUUUUUUCACAUCCCCGCGAUGCGAUCGCUGAUCUUCGUGGCAAUUGCGUCUAUACGAAAGCGGUGUAGCAAUGGUCAGAAGGCGGGAAUUGGGGAAUCAUACGUUUUGCAAGUAAAACCAGAGCAGGGCACAGAACCGGAGCGGUUGAGAGAGUGA